AUGCACGGCGCCGUCACCAGGAUGCCCACAUCCAGCGACGCCUCGACCCCCAGCGACGGCUGCUUCGGCGCGCGCGAGCCAUCGCUCGCCUCCAGCACGACCCAAGUCCCGCCGAACCUGCCGCAGGAGACGGCAGCGGCGUGGCACGGCUUCCCGCACGGUCAAUACUACGCGACGGCUGCCGCCGAGACGCCGCCGCCGCCGUCCCCGUCCCCGCCGUCCCCGCCGUCCCCGCCGCGAGCCGUCCCCGCCUCCGGCCCGAGGUCCGGCGCGGAUACGGGCUCGGCGAGCUCACUGUCCGACGCCACGACGGCCGUCGAUACCGACACGCCCUCCACGCAUCACGGGGAUUGUCUCGUGCUGCUGCGUCUGCUGCACGAGCUACGCGCGCACCUCGAGAACAGGCUUCGCGAGCGACUCCGCCUUCAAGUCGAAACGGCCGACCUGCUGCGCCGUCGCGACUGGGCCUUCUUCGCCCGCCAACCCGGCGAGUUCCUCUCCGGCUGCCUCGGCAUCCGCGAACCGGUCGCUCUCCUCGAUAGGUUCCGAGCCGUCACGUCGGCGCCGCGCGCGGAACCCCAUCGUCCUCCGCCGCCGCCGCCGCUGCCGCCCUUUUGCGUGCACGCCUUCACCCAGCAGCCGUGGCGACACAGCGUCGCGCUCCUCGCCAAGGACAUUGUCCGCAUCAAGGCCCAGUUGACCGAGGUCAAGGCCUUGAUUCUCCACGCCUCCCGCGUCUUUGUCGCCUGGGACGAGGUCGAAGGUGACAGCGACAGCGACGACGACGGCGACGACGGCGGUGGCGAAGCCCUCGCCAGCUUCGUCUCCGUCCAUGCGACGAUCCCGUCGGACGGCACGCGCCCAUUCUUGAGGCCACCGCCCCCCCUUCACGCCGGCGGCGGCAGCGACGGAGACGUCUCGGUUCCGCGGGAGGAGAUUCGUCCCCCACCACUUCCACCAUUCCGCCGAUCCGUUCCCAUCUCGUCCUCGUACUUUGACGUACCUCCAACGACGCAGCGUCACCGCGCGCGCACAACGACGACCAACGAUACGUCGGCCGUCGCGCAGUGGAGCCUCCUUUCCGGAGCCAUCACCCGUCUCCUGCAGGACUUGCCCGAGGAGCAGGGUCUCGAGCUGUUGCACAGCAUUCGGGCCUCGACACCGCUCCUGCCGUCGAUGGGUUCGAUGAGGAACAGGGCGAGCUAA
This is a messenger RNA of Drechmeria coniospora, 1206 nucleotides long. RefSeq lists its product as uncharacterized. Bases 1 to 1206 code for a protein of 401 amino acids. The transcript has a single exon. Gene Ontology annotation, biological process: actin filament polymerization. Gene Ontology annotation, molecular function: microtubule binding; actin binding. Lineage: Eukaryota; Fungi; Ascomycota; Sordariomycetes; Hypocreales; Ophiocordycipitaceae. Gene Ontology annotation, cellular component: actin filament; cytoplasm. The record is from RefSeq and is a predicted model, not a curated record.